AUGCCCCCUCCGGCUCAAAAGGGACCCUGGCUGUGGGGCUCCGCCUGGGUCCGCACGCACAGCAGUUCCAGGCGAGGCUGGAGCCCGCAACCCCUGCCUCAGGCGGCGGCCGCCCGCGGAAGCCCAAACCCAAACCCGGGGAGCGGGGCAGACGAAGGCCCCGGGGUGCCAAUUCCCUCAGCCGGGCUCCCCGGAAGGCCUCUGCGAAGUGCCCGGGAAGCUGGACUGGAGGCCUCUCAGUGCGGCGGCGGCUCCCCGGAAGGCUCGCCAAGCGCCAGUCUUGGCGGCGACGGAGGAUGGCAGCGGGAGAGGGAGCGCAGGCGGCUACGGGCCGCCGCAGGUGCCCUUCGCGGCCGCCGGACCGGCUUUCGCUUCCCUCCUUCCCUCCCUCCUUCCCUGCGCCUCGGCUCCCGGAAGCGGAAAUGGCCAGGCCGGUCCCCGUGGAAUCGGAGCCGGACUGGGAAACCUCCGCCCGGGGAAGAAAUGUUCCGUAGCCAAGCAGGGCCGCCGACGGAUAGCUGGGCUAAGAGGGAGGAAGAAAGAGGGAGGAAGAGACGGAGGAGGGGGAAGGAAGGAGGGAGGAGGGGGAAAGGAAGCCACGUGGAUGGCUCUGGCCCUUCUAUCCCCUCUUCUUCGAGCCACGUUUCCGGAAGGGCCAGCCAGAGCUCGACUGUUUCCAUAUUUCUGCCAGGAGAAUCCCAGUUUUGGUUUUGGUUUUGGGGAGGAAAACAAACAAGGUGCCUAAAGGACCCCCUUUGGAGCCGCGCUGCGUUUGCGCCAAUGGACGGUUCUAGUCGAGGAAGCCGAAUUGCUGAGUGUUCAUUUGAAAAGGAUGUGGUGGAAAAGGGCAAACAAAAUGACCAAGCGGGUGGGGCGACUUCUCCAUGAAGAAAGGAUGCAGCAUUUCGGACUUUUUAAUUUAGAGAAAAGGCAAGCAAGAGGCGGCAUGGUCGACGUUUAUAAAAUCAUGCGUGGCGUAGAGAAAGUGGAGAGAGAGAAGCUUUUCUCCCGCUCUCACCGCAGAAGAAUUCAUGGACAUCCAAUGAAGCUGGAUGUUGGAAGAUUCAGGACAGAUAGAAGAAAAUGAACCUGGGCAGCAAAACCAACAAAGAAUCUUGUAGCGUUUUAUAUAGAUUAAGAUUACAUGUAUUUGAUGAGGGGUGCCUGCAGGUUUUGACAGGAAUCACACAAUGAUGGAAUACAAAAGCCAAGGACAAGGAAGGCUUGUAACAACACAUGACUUAACCAAAGAUUGACUGGGGGCGGGGCACUAAGAAUUCCAAAGGCUGACAAUGUGGAGGAGAGGUUACAUGAUGUUACAUGAUGUUGAUGUAGUACGUAGUAAAAUGAAAACAGUCACCAAUAACUUUA
Molecule: messenger RNA, 1371 nt
Organism: Podarcis raffonei (Aeolian wall lizard)
Lineage: Eukaryota; Metazoa; Chordata; Lepidosauria; Squamata; Lacertidae
Product: translation initiation factor IF-2-like
Exons: 2
Coding region: 1-888 (295 amino acids)
Source: RefSeq, a predicted model, not a curated record